Molecule: messenger RNA, 1676 nt
Organism: Thalassophryne amazonica
Lineage: Eukaryota; Metazoa; Chordata; Actinopteri; Batrachoidiformes; Batrachoididae
Gene: camk1gb
Product: calcium/calmodulin-dependent protein kinase IGb
Exons: 13
Coding region: 39-1490 (483 amino acids)
Biological process (GO): peptidyl-serine phosphorylation
Cellular component (GO): intracellular anatomical structure
Molecular function (GO): ATP binding; calmodulin binding; calcium/calmodulin-dependent protein kinase activity
Source: RefSeq, a predicted model, not a curated record
GCGCGCGCGGCCCCGCCCCCUCCGCGCUCGCGCUCCACAUGGAUUCAGCCUGCGAUUUGACAGCAGGUGUUAAUAUCUCUGAGCCCCCAGACGUCGCUGGGCUUUUGGCAGGAGAGUCAGAGCAGAGCUGCUGCGGCGCCGAGUCUCUCGAAUUCCCUGUUGAAGCUGCUGCAGACAUGGGUCGCCAGGAGGCCGACUACGUGUGGAAGAAGAGCACUGAAAACAUUCAAGAAGUUUUUGAGUUCGUGGAGGAGUUGGGAUCCGGUGCCUUCUCAGAGGUUUACAUGGUGAAGGAGAAGACGACAGGAAAGAUGUUUGCCAUGAAGUGUGUGAAAAAGAAACAGAAGAGGGACAUCAAUCUGGAGAAUGAAAUUGCUGUGUUGAGAAGGAUCAAACACGAGAAUGUUAUUGGAAUGGAGGAUUUCUAUGAAAGUCGAACCCAUUACUAUCUUAUCAUGGAGCUUGUUUCAGGCGGUGAGCUCUUUGACCGUAUUCUGGACCGGGGGAUGUACUCGGAGCAGGAUGCCAGCAGAGUCAUUCAGCAGGUGUUGCACGCUGUCGCGUACCUGCACCAGAACGGCAUUGUGCACCGUGACCUCAAGCCAGAGAACAUUCUGUACUACAGCCAGGAUGAGAACUCCAAAAUCAUGAUCAGUGACUUUGGACUGUCCAAGAUGGUCGAUAACGGCAUCAUGUCGACAGCCUGCGGCACACCGGGAUAUGUAGCACCUGAAGUUUUGGCACAGAAACCUUACAGCAACGCAGUGGACUGCUGGUCUAUUGGCGUUAUCACCUACAUCCUCCUCUGUGGAUAUCCUCCUUUUUAUGAGGAGACUGAAUCACAACUCUUCUCCAAGAUCAUGAAGGCUCAGUACGAGUUUGACUCGCCCUUCUGGGACAACAUAUCUGAAUCUGCGAAGGAUUUCAUACGCAACAUGAUGCAGAAGAGCCCCAGCAUGCGCUACAACACUGACCAAGCACUCCGACAUCCCUGGAUUAUUGGAAAGACGGCUCGGAGUCAGGACAUCUAUUAUUCUGUCAGUGUUCAGAUUCAGAAGAACUUUGUCAAGUCCAAGUGGAAGCAAGCCUACAAUGCUGCUAUAGCCAUCAACCACAUGAAGAAACUGCAGCAGGCUCACUCAGAACUGAUCCUGAGACAGGCCACGGAUCCAGACGUCAAGGCCAUCGAUGUGCCGUCCUCCGGACAACGCCACAAACAUGCCAAUCCGGACAAGAAAAACCCCAGAGUGGCGGCAGUCAAGGGGAACGUUAAUGGCACAAAUUACAUAUCUGUGGCCACGAGUCACGUGGAAGCGACGGGUCAACACAACACGCUGAAGGCCAGCUACAGCCACUGCAGUGCGCCACACACGCCUGCUAUAGCUGAGCAGGGCAAGCACGUGUACCACUCAGAGCCCGCCAACCUCAUCAGUUAUGCUAAAAACCAGAACGGUAAGACCGUCCACACCGGCGUGUGUUCAGUCAUGUGAAGGCUGCAGGGACUUCAUGCUGGAAAAAUACAUUUACCGUGGUCAGUCUUGGUCUGCAGAUGCAGCUUCGAGCUGCACUGUGCUGAGGAUGAUAUGUGGUUUGGACCACCAGACCACUGUGACCUGUGAGGGUUCCGUGGGAUUGUUCAUUUUGGAACGUGUGCCUCUGCAGUUUUUCGACAGCCA